Molecule: messenger RNA, 1748 nt
Organism: Fopius arisanus
Lineage: Eukaryota; Metazoa; Arthropoda; Insecta; Hymenoptera; Braconidae
Exons: 4
Coding region: 219-950 (243 amino acids)
Source: RefSeq, a predicted model, not a curated record
CAACCGCACCGGUCGCGCACCACGUGAUAGCUCCAUUUCUACAAUUUAUUAUAUUUUUUUUUCAAUCACUGGGGAUGUUCGAUUAAUUGCAACGAUUUGUGUGGAUUAUUUCGCUGCUGGAGGGAUUAUACAAUUCGUGGUACUGUGGAAUUUUCAGCGGCCCUUGUCGCUUGUUAGUGGACAGAUUGUUAAUUCGUAAAGGGAAUUAAUUCUCAAACAUGUGGUAUCUUCUUCCUGUAACCUGUUGUCUGGCUCUCUUCCACACCGUCACCUCCAGAACAGAACCCCUGGACUUCACCAAGAUAGAUCGUCAAAACGAAAUGCUCAUCCCCUCCGAGAGUAUGACCCAACCGAAGGAUCUCACCAGCUUAAAACUUCUCCCCCAACGAUUACAGGAAAUUGAUUCUGACGGUGCAAGUGAUUUGCAAAAUUGGAACAGAAUCGGAAGAUAUAAUCCCCAGGUAUCAACCGGAGAGAACACGCCACUCGAUGGCAUUGAUACCGCAGUAUUCGAUCAAUUAGAUGACACAGUACCUGAGGAUUUUGAGGAAGUCAAGCUCAAUGGUCUGUCAACGUAUCUGUCAUCGCUGCUACGUCAGCCCUCCUGGAACACACCCCUGAUAAUCCUCGAGGAUCCUGGAAUCCCUGAGGACCUCCAGGGGGACAUGGAUAUACGUCCCAUCCUGAAGAGAUCGCGGUACAACAGUCGCUACACCUGGAAACGUCAGAACGGCAGUUGCUUACUUUCACGUGCUUAUAGAUCCCGAAACACCUAUGAUUAUGAUUCGGCACACCUGUGCACACCGUCUCGCGAGGAUGUCUAUCAGUUGCUGGUGGCACUGCAUGAUGUACGUCAGGGAAAUAAAUCUCGAACUGUUCAGUACUGCAAUCGUCGACGGCCUGUCAAUACUGUUUUCACUAAUAUUCGCUUUCUUGGUCGUCGAAAGUAGUUUGGCACGAGCUCCAAAUUACUCUAACAUCAUUUACAGCUCAAUGAGAUAAUUGUGGAGAUUGGAAGCGAGCUCGGGCUCAUUGGUGUAAUUAUCGACUCAUUAUCGUCAGUUGCAUUGCAUUAAUUCUUCUGUUGUUCAAUUAAAAUUUCCCACUUGCUCAUAAGAAUUAUUGCAGUAAUAAAAAAAUGUCUGCACGAUUUUAACGAUACAUCAGGCUUCUUUAUGAAUUUUUAAUGCAUACAAUUUAUCAUUGUACUCUGGAUUUUCCUAUUUGGAAUGUUAUAGUUUAGUUGAGGAAUUUUUUAAUUAACAAAAUUACAGGUGUACACCUCUGACUUGAUGCUCGCGUAAUUUUUCAGACGACCUGCGUUGAACUCGGAAGUAAUAGCGCGCUAUAUUUACCUCACGAAAGAAAGAUGAUUUAAAUGAAUCUUAAAAGUCUGUAAUCAUGAUGAAUCGUCUCGAUUGCACAUAACAAUUGUCCAAUUGUCUAUUUUUGUUGAAGUUUCAAUUGAGAUGAAACUACCGUGGGUUAAUUCCAGUCAGGACAAUCAAGGUGACACUUUUAAUUGUUGAAUGACGUUAAAUCAUCGUAAUCGCGUGAUUAAUGAACUAUAGAUAAAUACAAACCUCAGCUACUUGUUUUACCAAUUGUUGCAAAUUAGAAUCACAGGUAUAGACGGUGUCUAUCGAACGGCCUCUCCAGAAUGAUAAUUAAACGUUGAUGAAUACCCAUAAGUAUUACGAAGUGUCAAACGAUUUUAAUUCAGAUUGUCAAUAAAAUAAUUAUAAGUG